CUGCUAAUUAAAUGGCUCUCUGGGGAGAAUAAAUUAAGCGGUAAUUGGCAAAUAAUGAAGGAGGCGCAAAAGCGUCUGCCUUUAUUCUUCGCCCUCCUGGGAGGAGAGUUUUGCUCUUUGCCAGUGCGAUAGUGAGGCGGCGGGCAGAAUAUUCCUGAGCGCUGAGGCGGCGUGGAGUUGACACACUUGGGUCAGAGGGAGGAGGCUGGCGCUUGGAUCGCUUGGUUUAGGGCUGAAGGACACUGGGGGAGGGAGUUCGCUGGGGGAGGGGCGGGAGCCCUGGACGCGGCUGGGCGCGGGGUGCAGCAGCUUCCCCGCACCCCAGGUAAAGGGGUGGAACUGCAAGGCUGCUGUGGAUUGGCUAAGGCAGAGGUGUGCGGCAGCCGCUGAUUGGCCGCGGCGGGGGCGUUUGCUGCUGCGGCUCCGCCCGACAGUUUUUGGCCGCCGUAGGGGUAGACGGCCCGUUUACCAGGCGAGAGCGGAAGAUGGGGUGGGGUGGAGACAAAGGCAAUGUCUGUGGGGGAGAGCGUGUGAUUUGGUUACUGUAGCCUUGGAAGCUUGAAGAACGGUGAUCCAGUGUUGGGUCUGAGAGCAGUGGUGGCCAAAGGGUCUGAGAGCAUGUCCAGAAUUACAGACACAGUGGUCUAACGUCUCCCUCCCUCUCUCUCCCUGUAUGUUUGUGCGUGCUUAUCUAGGCAUUAUAAAGAACAAGUUAACUCACUGUGAAGAAUGAGGAGUCUUUUGUCCCCCACCCAUCAUCCUGUUUCCCCAAAUUCCUGUUCUUUUUCUUUCAUUUCUUUGAACCAAGAGUGUAGCUCUCUUACUUAGGAUGCUUUCAUAUCUGCAGCAAGUCUCCUGCCUCAGUCUUCAGAGGUCUGGGAUUACAAGCGGGUGCCACCAGACCCAGCUUAAAGUGCAUCUUCUCUGUACCCACUGACAUUUACAGUGAAGGUUUCCUCUUAGAACGCUUUGCCCCACAGAGCACAGUUCCUUUGAAGAUGCUUUGUGUGUGUGUGGUUGUGUGUACGGUUAUGUUGUUAGAAAAUCUUUUUAUAACCAGCUGUGGUGGCACACAUCUUUAAUCCCAGUACCCGGGAAGCAGAGGAUCUCCUAGUUCAAUGCCAGCCUGGUCUACAGAGCUAGUUUCAGGAUAGCCAGUGCUACACAGAGAAACCCUGUCUCGAAAAAUAAAAUAAAAUAAGAUAGAAUAAAAUAAAACAAAAUACAUUUUUAUGUGUACAUUUGUAUUGCUUGCACAUAUAUAUGGCCUGUGCAUGGACAGUGGAAUUCAGAAGAGGGCAUAGGAGCCCUUGGAACUGGAGUUGCAGACAGUUGUGAGCUUCGGUGUGGGUACCAGGAACCGAACCCAGUGCUCUGAAAGGGCAACCAGUGUUUUUAACUGUUGAGCCCUCUUUCCAACUCUACAUUUGUUUUGUUUUGAGAAAGGGUCUCACUAUAUAGCCGUUGCCGGCCUCAUUUCAUAGGUCAGGAUGGCUUUGCACUCACAGGAGAUCCUCCUUUCUCCCAAAUGCUGGGAUUAAAGGCAUGUACCACCAUGCCCGGCAACAUCUAACAUCUAUCUAUCUGUCUAUCAAUUUCUUUCUUUCUUUCUUUCUUUCUUUCUUUCUUUCUUUCUUUCUUUCUUUCUUUCUCUCUCUUUCUUUCUCUCUCUCUCUUCCUUCCUUCCUUCUCCUUCCUUCCUUCCUUCCUUCCUUCCUUCCUUUCGUUCUUUCUUUAGGUCUGGAGAUGUUUUCUCGGUGGUUAGGACACUUCCUUAACGUUCCUGAGGCCAAGGGUUCAGUCCCCAAGUACUCUCAAGCAAAACAAUAGCCAAGAUAAAUGCCUGGCUGGGCCUGGGUGUGGCUGGGGAAGAGCAAGGCAGGGUGGAGGCCAGUUGGGAGAAUGAAUGACAGUUCUGGACUGUUCCAGCUCUUCUUCACGGCAGAGCCUGGGUCCCUGAGGUCCUAUCACUCAGAGCCGCCUGGCUGAAGUGAGGCCCGCAGAGAGCAGCCAUCUGCGGGAGGGGGCGUGAGCAGGGCGGGGCCCGAAUGUCUUUCUCCAGGCCGCGCCCCAAGCGGGCACAGUUACCCGCCGCUCGGAUCAUGGCCGCAGCCGUACUAGGGCAGGUCUGGGCCCGAAAACUUCUCCCUGUCCCCUGGGUUCUGUGUGGGCCCAGAAGAUGUGUGUCCUCCAAUUUCAAGGCUGCAGAUCUCCAGGUUCAGGUGACCGGAGAGCCACAGAAGAAGCCAGGCCCUACGCAGCCGCUGCUGUUCGGAAAGACGUUUACAGACCACAUGCUGAUGGUGGAGUGGAACAGGAAGACAGGCUGGGGCCCUCCGAGGAUCCGGCCCUUUCAGCACCUGACGCUGCACCCCGCCUGCUCGGCCCUGCACUAUUCCCUGCAGCUCUUUGAGGGCUUGAAAGCAUACAGAGGCAGGGACCAUCAGGUACGCCUCUUCCGGCCCUGGCUCAACAUGGACAGGAUGCUACGCUCUGCACAGCGCCUCUGCCUGCCAGGCUUUGACAAGCAGGAGCUUCUGGAGUGCAUCCGCCGGCUCAUUGAAGUGGACAAAGACUGGGUUCCUGAUGGCAAUGGAACCAGCCUCUAUGUGCGGCCUGUGCUGAUUGGGAAUGAGCCCUCUCUGGGAGUCGGUGUGGUCACACAAGCCCUUCUCUUCGUCAUCCUUUGCCCUGUGGGCUCCUACUUCCCUGGAGACUCCAUGACACCUGUCUCGCUCCUGGCUGACCCCACCUUCAUCAGAGCCUGGAUGGGAGGGGUUGGUGACUACAAGGUGGGGGGGAACUACGGGCCCACGGUGGCUGUGCAACAAGCAGCCCAGAAGCAGGGCUGCGAGCAAGUCCUCUGGCUGUACGGGCCAGACCACCAGCUCACCGAGGUGGGCACCAUGAACAUCUUUAUCUACUGGACUCAUGAGGACGGGGUGCUGGAGCUGGCAACCCCCCCACUGGAUGGCAUCAUCUUGCCCGGAGUGAUUCGACAAAGCCUGCUGGAUCUGGCCAGGACUUGGGGUGAGUUCCGGGUGGUAGAGCGAAAGGUCACCAUGAAGGAACUGAAGCGGGCGUUGGAGGAGGGCCGGGUGCGAGAGGUCUUCGGGUCAGGCACUGCUUGUCAGGUCUGCCCGGUGCAUCAGAUCCUGUACGAAGGCAAGCAACUCCACAUUCCCACCAUGGAGAACGGGCCGGAGCUCAUCCUGCGCUUCCAGACGGAGUUAAAGGCUAUUCAGUAUGGAGCCCGUGGCCACGAUUGGAUGUUUCCGGUGUGACGCUGUGAGCUGUGCCCUCACUGGUUGGAUCCGCUGGUCAUGCAGUACAGCGUCCGCCCCUCCCAGAGACUCACAAGUGCAAUAGAAAAAGGUCUGACCGGACAGCUGGGGCUCUGGCGCCCUCAUGUGGUCGCUGCACUCCAAAGCCUUAAGGGCGGGACCCAGGCAAUUCCCCGCCCCCCCCCCCCCCCCCCCCCCCGCUUAAAAUUUUGGGUCUCAGGGCUCAGCUGCUCCUUGUCUUGGUGUUCAAGGACGAACCGUGGCCUCGUCUCUAUCUCCGUUCUCAGGCCGGAUCCCCGGUGCUCUCCGCCGUUCAUUUUUUCUCUCUGUAUUUGCUGCAAUUUUGAAAUAAAAUGCCAAAGAACAA
Molecule: messenger RNA, 3651 nt
Organism: Meriones unguiculatus (Mongolian gerbil)
Lineage: Eukaryota; Metazoa; Chordata; Mammalia; Rodentia; Muridae
Gene: Bcat2
Product: branched chain amino acid transaminase 2
Exons: 11
Coding region: 2049-3284 (411 amino acids)
Biological process (GO): L-leucine biosynthetic process; L-valine biosynthetic process
Cellular component (GO): mitochondrion
Molecular function (GO): branched-chain-amino-acid:2-oxoglutarate transaminase activity
Source: RefSeq, a predicted model, not a curated record